AUGUUAAUAAUAGUGCAGGUUUACAUAGUGUAUUUAGGAUCCCUUCCUAAAGGGGAAUUUUCACCUAUGUCUGAACACCUUGGGGUUCUCGAAGAUGUUCUUGAGGGCAGUUCUUCAACAGAUUCUUUGGUAAGAAGUUAUAAGAGAAGUUUCAAUGGAUUUGCAGCAAGGCUCACUGAAAAGGAACGAGAAAAAUUGGCUAAUAAGGAAGGCGUGGUGUCGGUUUUUCCGAGUAGAAUUUUAAAACUUCAUACAACAAGAUCUUGGGACUUCAUGGGAUUCUCCGAAACAUCUAGGCACAAACCUGCUCUUGAGAGUGAUGUUAUAAUUGGAGUCUUUGACACUGGAAUUUGGCCUGAAUCACCUAGCUUUAGUGAUAAAGAUUUUGGUCCACCUCCAAGAAAAUGGAAAGGUGUUUGUUCAGGUGGCAAAAAUUUUACUUGCAACAAGAAGGUUAUUGGAGCUCGAAUCUACAAUUCGCUGAAUGAUAGUUUCGAUGUUUCAGUGAGGGACAUAGAUGGUCAUGGAUCCCACACUGCCUCAAUAGCUGCUGGCAACAAUGUAGAGCAUGCGAGUUUUCAUGGCUUAGCACAAGGAAAGGCAAGAGGAGGGGUUCCCUCUGCAAGGCUUGCCAUAUACAAAGUCUGUGUUUUUCUAGGGUGCGCAAGCGCGGACAUUUUGGCUGCCUUUGAUGAUGCUAUUGCAGAUGGGGUUGACAUCAUUUCAAUAUCUCUUGGAUUUGAUUCUGCAGUUGCUUUGGAAGAGGAUGCCAUAGCAAUUGGUGCUUUUCAUGCCAUGGCCGGAGGUAUAUUAACUGUGCACUCUGCAGGAAAUGAAGGUCCUGAGGUAUUUUCUACAUUUAGCUCUGCACCAUGGAUGGUCAGUGUAGCAGCAAGCACGAUUGAUCGCAAAAUUAUUGACAGGGUGGUUCUUGGCAAUGGAACAGAACUAACAGGUCGUUCAUUUAAUUAUUUCACGAUGAAUGGAUCCAUGUACCCUCUUAUAUACGGAAAAGUUACUAGCCGUGCCAAUGCCUGUAAUAAUUUCCUAUCACAGUUGUGCGUGCCAGAUUGUUUAAAUAAGAGUGCAGUGGAAGGAAAAAUUCUACUAUGUGAAAGCGCUUAUGGAGAUGAGGGCGCUCAUUGGGCUGGUGCCGCCGGCUCAAUCAAAUUGGAUGUAGGUGUUUCUUCUGUUGUCCCCUUACCUACAAUAGCUUUACGUGGUAAAGACUUGCGCCUCGUCCGAUCCUAUUAUAAUUCCACAAAAAAGGCUGAAGCAAAGAUACUGAAGAGUGAGGCAAUCAAAGAUUCUUCUGCUCCUGUAGUGGCUCCCUUUUCAUCACGAGGGCCAAACGCAGCCAUACUUGAGAUUAUGAAGCCAGAUAUUACAGCCCCUGGAGUAGAUAUAUUGGCAGCAUUCUCCCCUAUUCCUAAACUUGUAGACGGCAUAUCUGUGGAAUAUAAUAUAUUAUCAGGAACCUCCAUGGCUUGCCCCCAUGUUGCUGGAAUUGCUGCUUAUGUUAAAAGUUUCCACCCCGCCUGGUCUGCUUCAGCCAUCCGAUCUGCUCUUAUGACUACUGCUCGGCCCAUGAAAGUUUCUGCAAAUCUACAUGGUGUACUCAGUUUUGGGUCUGGGCAUGUCGAUCCAGUUAAAGCUAUAAGUCCUGGAUUAGUGUAUGAAACCACUAAGGACAACUACACACAGAUGUUGUGCGACAUGGGUUACAACACAACAAUGGUGAGACUCAUUUCAGGAGACAACAGCAGUUGUCCAAAGGACAGCAAAGGUUCCCCAAAAGAUCUCAACUAUCCUUCAAUGACAGUUUACGUUAAGCAGUUAAGGCCUUUUAAAGUAGAGUUUCCAAGAACAGUUACAAAUGUUGGCCGCUCCAACUCUACUUAUAAAGCACAAGUCAUUAUCAGAAAACAUCCACGUAUGAAGGUCGACGUGAAUCCUCCCAUGCUCUCUUUCAAGUUAAUAAAGGAGAAGAAAUCUUUUGUGGUGACUGUUACUGGUCAAGGAAUGACGAUGGAGAGACCGGUGGAGUCGGCGACACUGGUGUGGUCUGAUGGCACUCAUACUGUGAGGAGUCCCAUUACGGUCUACACUGACAUGUUGAUUGAUUAAUCAAA
Molecule: messenger RNA, 2132 nt
Organism: Vitis vinifera (wine grape)
Lineage: Eukaryota; Viridiplantae; Streptophyta; Magnoliopsida; Vitales; Vitaceae
Product: subtilisin-like protease SBT4.6
Exons: 8
Coding region: 1-2127 (708 amino acids)
Biological process (GO): proteolysis
Molecular function (GO): serine-type endopeptidase activity
Source: RefSeq, a predicted model, not a curated record